Molecule: messenger RNA, 474 nt
Organism: Aspergillus homomorphus CBS 101889
Lineage: Eukaryota; Fungi; Ascomycota; Eurotiomycetes; Eurotiales; Aspergillaceae
Exons: 1
Coding region: 158-406 (82 amino acids)
Source: RefSeq, a predicted model, not a curated record
CUCCCUCCCUCCCUCACACCACACCCUCCAAGAAACAACUCAUCCCUUCAUGCUUCUGCCGUGACAAGGAUGUCCCCAAUUAUCAGUAUCAACCUAACUUUAUAUCCCUGGAGAACUUCACCACCCCCCGAAGCAGGCUAGUGGCUCCGAUUAGUGGAUGUUAGCGUUGACUAGCCUGAAGAAUUGCCAACUUGCCCAGAACCGACCAUUCCCGACCGGGUUGCGAUUCCCACUUGCCCACUUGCCCACCGCACCAUUGACUCGGGUCAGCCUGAUUGACCGAUCAUCAAUGAUUCACAGUCCACACCCCUCCCCCCCUGCUCGCCGGACUUGCUUUCUUCACCCGCACUGCCAUGCCAGCCCGGCACAUGGGUCUUGGAUUCGCCCUAAAACGUCUCCAUCCUGAACCCACUAUUUGUUCCAGCCGGUUGGUCGACUCCUUCUGAAGACUUCGAGUUUGAUUUCACCCGUUUC